This is a messenger RNA of Lathyrus oleraceus (garden pea), 1584 nucleotides long. RefSeq lists its product as uncharacterized. NCBI's taxonomy places the organism in Eukaryota, Viridiplantae, Streptophyta, Magnoliopsida, Fabales, Fabaceae. Bases 254 to 1237 code for a protein of 327 amino acids. Gene Ontology annotation, molecular function: protein-folding chaperone binding. The record is from RefSeq and is a predicted model, not a curated record. Gene Ontology annotation, cellular component: cytosol. The transcript has 2 exons.
GUGCGAAUCCAGGAGGGGGUCUUCUACUAGUUUUGAUAGAAAAAUUAAUAAAAUAAUUGGAAUGGAUGGUGGGGUUUAAUUUAAGAAGUGAAUCACCCGAAAUAAAAUUAGGAAAGAUAUGACCAUCUAUAUAUAUAUUCGUCUUCUAAAAUAUUGUUUUGCAUUAACCGUCAAAAUAACGCUCCAACUCUCCAUAUCAUCUCGUUAACCUCCCGCGUCGCCACUAGCGCCGGAGGUUAAAAAUCUCGGCACAAUGGACUACUACAACAUACUCAAAGUGAGUCGAAGCGCUACCGACAUUGAUAUCAAGAAAUCUUACAGAAAGCUUGCUAUGAUAUGGCACCCUGACAAAAACCCUGAUAACAGAGCCGAAGCUGAGUCCAAAUUCAAGCUCAUUUCUGAAGCCUACGACGUUUUAACCGAUCCAGAAAAACGUAGGAUCUAUGAUAACCACGGCGAGGCCGUGCUUAAGUCCGGUGUCGUCCCUCCGACACCUCGGAAACAUCCUCAUUUUCCAUAUGAAUCUUCCUCCGCCUCAAGUUCGUCAUCACGCCAGAAUCGUCAUACCUCCUAUCAUUAUAACCCUCGCAAUCCUCAUGAUAUUUAUACUGAGAUCUUUGGUGAUGAGGGUAGGGAAACGGAUGGGUCUCGGAGGACAUCGACUGGUGUGCCGUUUGGUGGACAUCCGAUGAAAAAAGCUCCUCCUGUCGAGCGUCCGUUGCUUUGCAGCCUGGAAGAUCUGUAUAGAGGGGUUGACAAGAAAUUGAAGAUUACCAGAACUGUAACUGAUCAUGAUGGGAGGAGUCGUCCUGAGGAGGAAAUUGUGACUAUUAAUAUAAAACCUGGCUGGAAGAAGGGGACAAAGCUUACCUUCACUGAAAAGGGUGACCAAGAGCCUGGCAUCAUCCCAGCUGAUAUCACUUUUGUGAUUGAGGAGAAACCACAUGCACGUUAUAUAAGGAAUGGCAAUGAUUUGAUAAUUAAUCAAAAGAUGACUCUCGUCGACGCCCUUACAAAUAAAAUAUUGGAAAUCCCUACCUUGGAUGGGAGGCGACUCAUGGUCCAGUUGUCAGGUAUAAUCACACCUGGCUAUGUGCACGUAGUACCUAAUGAAGGAAUGCCAUUAUCCAAAGAACCUGGAAGGAAGGGAAAUUUAAAAAUUAAGAUCGUUGACAUCAAGUAUCCCUCGAGUCUAACUCCUCAGCAAAGAUCUGAUCUGAGGGGAGUCUUAAGUUGAAUCAAGUAAAUUUUUGUGUAUGCACAUUAUGAAUAUAUGAUGUGCAUGGUAUUUAUGCAUGUGAAUAGGGACGAAUUGGAGUGCUUACUAAGAGCUAGAAUACCAGGGUGCCAUACUUGAUUUUUUGCAGGGUAGGAAACGUAAGUUAAUGAUAGGAAGCAUCAAUCUUGGUGAAACAAAUAGGUAGUUAAAUUCUGUUGGUUUUUCAUUAUUUUACAUUAAAUUGUUUUUCCUCUUGGCUAAACUUAGGUUUAUGGAGCCUUGAUUUGAUCACAAUGAAUCAUGUUUUACACAAUCUUAUUGGAUAGAUUGUGUUGCCAUUUAUUUAUCACGGGUUAUUUGAUUGA